This is a messenger RNA of Rubroshorea leprosula, 973 nucleotides long. The record is from the annotation of a GenBank genome assembly. Lineage: Eukaryota; Viridiplantae; Streptophyta; Magnoliopsida; Malvales; Dipterocarpaceae.
GGCCACUUAGCUUGAGAGCUCUCAGUACAAAUCUCGUAUGCCGAUCUCAGCGUUUUCGAUGUGAAGAGAAAUCAAUCGACUUAUUAAGGAUUUUUGGUGGGGACAACAAAUGAAUGAGAGGAAAAUAUGCUAGGUUGGUUGGGAUCGGCUCACUCAAAGCAAACAUGUUGGAGGAAAGGUAGUCAUCCGUCAUGGGCAUGGUCGAAUAUUUUGCAAGGAAGGGACCUUGUCCAACUCAGAGCAAGAUGGAAUGUUGGAAAUGGCCAGGACAUUUUGAUCUAUCAAGAUAAAUGGGUGCCCACCCUUUCUGGUUUUAAGGAAUUAUCUCUGGACCACCAAGACUUAUUGGAAUCCCCAUCCAGGCCCCAACCACCUGCACAACUGUAUAAAUCUUCCUGGUCUAGGCCUCCAUGCGGCAUUAUCAAGGUUAAUGUUGAUGCCUCAUUCUCACCAAAUUCGGGGGUAGCAGCUUUAACCAUGGUUGGACGUAACUCGAACGGCAAAAUCUCUUUCAGAAGAGCGUGGCGUUACUUGACGUCAACCCCACUUUCAGCAAAAGCAGCUACUCUCCUUAAAGCCGUCCGGUUUGCUGAGGAUAAAGGCUUUCAAGAUAUCAUCUUCGAAUCUGAUAAUCAGGUGUUAAUCUCCUCUAUCCAGCAAUCUUCAAAGCCUCUACCAUGGGAGGCCCAAUCCUUGAUAAUGAGUAUAAGACAAUCUUGUAUCAGUAAUCCUGGCUUCAAGUUCAAUUUUGUUCCACGCUCAGGCAACCAGGUAGCUGAUUGGGUCGCCCGCGCGUCACUUAGUGGACAAUGCCCCUUGUAUUGGGCACAUUGUCCUCCCAAUAUCCUACGUAAUCUGCUCUGUAGGGAUGUACAUAAACCUUAAAUUAAUAAUACAUUACCCAAGUUCAAAAAAAAAAAAAGGUUAAAGUUUUAUUUUGGUCUAUUUAUUUUAAUAAAAAAUCUUUUUUUAA